CAUUAAUAAAAAUGGACUUUGGAAACGACCUUGACUUCUUAGACCAACCUGAAUUUGGAGAGCCAGACUUCUUCACUAAAGCUCCAAUCGAGCUCAUGGGUCCAACCCUUGGACUUGAUAUUCACCAGAAUGAAGCAGAUUUUGAAGAAGCUGAUAUUAAUGAAGAUAUCGGAGAAAUAAAGAGUGAAGGAUUUUGCUUCAAACUUGCUCCUGAUGAGUGUCCUUCUGAGUUUGCUAGAAGCCUUAAACACCUCGGUCCAAAACUUGCUGACUUCAAGCACGGUACAACCACUCUUGCAUUUGAAUACCAAGAUGGAAUCAUUGUUGCAGUUGAUGCAAGAGCAACCCAGGGAGCCUUCAUUGCUUCGAACAAGGUUAGAAAAGUUAUCGAGAUCAAUGAAUACCUCCUAGGAACAAUGGCUGGAGGAGCUGCCGAUUGUCAAUUCUGGGAGCGCUAUUUAGCCAUGCAGUGCAGAAUUUAUGAGCUCAGAAACUCAGAGAAGAUCUCAAUUGCUGCUGCAUCUAAAAUCUUAGCAGACAUUUGCUACUCUUACAGAGGAUAUGGUCUUUCCAUGGGAACUAUGGUUGCAGGAAGUGACCUCAAGAAGGGGGCUCAAUUAUUCUAUGUUGAUAAUGACGCGACUAGAGUCAGAGGACAACUCUUCUCAGUCGGUUCGGGAUCUCCAUUUGCUUAUGGAGUUUUGGAUACAAACUACAAGUGGGAUCUCACUACUGAGGAGGCUAUUGCUCUUGGAAUCAGAGCUAUCUCUAGUGCUACACAUAAAGAUUCAGCCUCAGGAGGUGUAGUCAGAGUUUAUCAUGUGAACAACCAAGGAGGAUGGACAAAGAUCCAUGACCAACUUGAUGUUAAUGAAGACCAUUACAAGUUUGAAAACUCAAAGGGACUCAGAGGUGAUGGCAAAGAAGGUUUUGGUAAACUCAAACUAUAAAUUUAUCACACAAUUUCAACCAAAUUA
Moneuplotes crassus is the source of this 977-nucleotide messenger RNA. Lineage: Eukaryota; Ciliophora; Spirotrichea; Euplotida; Euplotidae. The record is from the annotation of a GenBank genome assembly.